Seriola aureovittata is the source of this 4457-nucleotide messenger RNA. It is a transcript of the gene lmbrd2b, whose product is annotated as LMBR1 domain containing 2b. Gene Ontology annotation, cellular component: membrane. The transcript has 18 exons. Gene Ontology annotation, biological process: adrenergic receptor signaling pathway. Bases 391 to 2508 code for a protein of 705 amino acids. The record is from RefSeq and is a predicted model, not a curated record. NCBI's taxonomy places the organism in Eukaryota, Metazoa, Chordata, Actinopteri, Carangiformes, Carangidae.
GCCUGCAGGGGCAGUAGCGCGGCCAGCAGCGUCUGAACCGGGACCGGGAGAAGAAAAGGGAGAAGGUAGGGACCACCCGAGCUGCUGCGCAUGCGCUGAUUGAGCCAGGUUUUCCGUGUGUGACGUCAUCGGCCUCUCCUCGGUGUUCUUCCUAGAUGAGGAGAACCAGGAUGUGACUGGAGCCGCUCGGCUAACGACAGAGACUCACCAGAACACCGAGGGGUUUUUAUGGAAACGGCCGCGGAGAGUGAACUCACAGCGGUCAGCAGAGAGUCCUGAGCCCCUCACCGUCCUCCGGAGCCCGCUACAACAGACACACAAACCGCGGUGAGUCACCUGUCCCGCCCCCUCCUGCAGGUUUCUGGCGGGCUGCUGAACGAGGUCGGCGGGAUGAGCGGGGCCGCUCUGGGCAUCGAGAUCGUGGUGGUAUUCUUCCUGGCGCUCUUCCUGCUGCACAGAUAUGGAGACUUCAGGAAGCAGCAGCGCAUGGUGCUGUUCGGCACGCUGCUGGCCUGGUACCUGUGCUUCCUCAUCGUCUUCAUCUUACCUCUGGACGUCAGCACGACCAUCUACAAACAGUGUAAGAUAGACCAUGAGAAGCACAAGUCUCCUCCCACCGCCGGCCCGAUACCGUCCAAUCACACCACGGCAAACACAUCUGCCACACCCACCCAGAGCCCCCCUCAGCCGUGCUACAGGCCGUGGAGCUACAUCCCUGACGGCAUCAUGCCUGUGUUCUGGAGAGUGGUGUACUGGACGUCUCAGUGUCUCACCUGGCUGCUGCUGCCCUUCAUGCAGUCGUACGCUCGCUCCGGAGGAUUCUCCAUCACGGGGAAGAUUAAAACCGCCCUGAUAGAAAACGCCAUUUAUUACGGGACCUACCUGCUCAUCUUCGGCUCCCUGCUCAUCUACGUGGCCGUCCAUCCUGAGUGGCACCUGUCCUGGUACGAGCUCCAGACCAUCGGGAUCACGGCGGCGAACACCUGGGGCCUCUUCCUGCUGGUGCUGUUGCUAGGUUACGGCCUGGUGGAGAUCCCUCGCUCCUACUGGAACGCCUCGCGACACGGACACCUGCUCAUCAAGACUUACUUCAAGGCGUCCAAGCUGAUGACGGAGAAGGCGGACGCAGAGGAGAACCUGGAGGACGUCAUGGAGGAGGUGAGAAAGGUCAGCGAGUCCAUCAAGUACAACCAUCCGCUGAGGAAGUACAUCGACACCAUCCUCAGGAAGUGCCCUCUGGACUACCAGGAGAAGAUGGGCAGGAACAUGGACGACUACGAGGACUUUGAUGACAAACAGAACACGUAUCCCAGUGAGAAGAGCCUGGUGAAGCUCCACAAACAGGUGAUCUAUGCGGUCCAGAGACACAACAGGACUCGUGUGCAGUGGCAGAUCCUGCUGCAGCAGGCCAUCCACCUGGAGGACGUGGCCAAGAACGAGACCAGUUCAACCCACCAGUUCGUCCACAGCUUCCAGUCCUCGGAGCCCGCCGGCUGGUUCAGCAGAUACGUGUACACCCCGACUGUAGAGUGGUACUGGGAGUGUCUCCUGAAGCGCUGGUUCUACCGGCUGCUGUCCGUGGUCCUGACCCUGUUCAGCGUGGCCGUGGUCUGGUCCGAGUGCACCUUCUUCAGCACGCGGCCCGUCCUCUCUCUGUUCGCCGUGUUCAUCCAGCUGGCCGAAAGAGACUACAACUACCUGUACAUCGAGAUGGCGUGCUUCAUCACGAUCUUCUUCCUGUGUACCUGCGUCUACUCCACCGUGUUCCGCAUCCGGGUCUUCAACUACUACUACCUGGCCUCCCAUCACCAGACCGACGCUUACAGCCUCCAGUUCAGCGGCAUGCUGUUCUGUCGUCUGACUCCUCCUCUGUGUCUCAACUUCCUGGGUUUGAUCCACAUGGACUCGGCCAUCUCCCACCAGAAGAAGGAGCCGACCGCCUACACCUCAAUCAUGGGAUCGAUGCGCGUUCUGUCCUUCAUCGCCAACGGCUUCUACAUCUACUACCCCAUGCUGAUCGUCAUCCUCUGCAUCGCCACCUACUUCAGUCUGGGGACUCGCUGUCUGAACCUUCUGGGCUUCCAGCAGUUCAUGGGCGACAGUGAGAUGACCUCUGACCUGAUCGAUGAGGGGAAGGAGCUGAUCCGACGAGAGAAGAGGAAGAGGCAGAGGAUUGAAGAUGGAGAGAACAGACGGAGGGAGUGGAAGGAGCGCUACGGAAACCCGAGGGAGGACUACGCUGCCAGGAACCGGAGCAGCCACGAGAUGAAGGAGACCAGUUACUCCGACGCCGUCACCUCCUCCAGCGGCGGCAGACAGGCGAAAUAUUCCCGCUCCGGGAGUCGAGCCGAGAGAGACUGCAUCGAGCUGCUGCAGGACGCCGAGCCUCUAGACUUCAACGCCGACUCUCUGACUGACGACCCUCUGGACACAGAGUCCGGCAGACACGCAGGAGGACGGUAUCUGUCCAUGUCGUCGUCUCGCAGCAGGAUAUUCGACGACGUCUGACGAGGUGAAGAAACCUGAAGGAGAACAUCAACAUCACUGUCUCCUCAUCCACCUGCAGGGAGUGAAUGUACCUCACCACCUCCACCUCACGGCUCACCGCCCGCCUCCUCGUCUCCCAGCAUGCAUGGUAACCAAGACACAGGUCACACCUGUCACCUGGAGAUAUUUUCAUAAACACUGCGGCAGUUUUCAUGUCACUGAAGACACUUGAAGGAAAGUUAAUGUGAUUAAAGUGACAGAUGUUAGUCUUGACUCCUGCUGAAGUUACUGAGCUGCAUGUCAUGAUGGCAGGAUGCGCCCUCUAACUGUCUGAGCAUGUACGACUGUGAAUCUGCAGCGGCUGCAUGUCCAACACCACACGUCACUUUACUGAGAGGCGUCAUGAAGGUCCAUGUGUCUGUUUUAUUUAUGUUUUUAUUGUUAUGGAUUUAUUUAAGAGAUGAACCGAUGAUUCAGUCACUGAUAAACUGAUACAUGAUGAUGAUGCUGAUGAUGAUGAUGAUGAUGAUGAGUCCGACUUCACCUUCACUGACAUAAGAAGGUGAAUCCUUGAAAUGAAAACAGUGUAAUCUGACCAGGUGAGUGCACAGGUGAUGUGAAGGUGAUUAGACAUCAUGCUGUUUUAUUGUUACCUGAUUCACUGAAAAACUUUCUGUCAAACUUUCACCUUUAAAGUGAAAGUGGCAGAUUUUCAUUGACAUUUUAUUUACAUUUUCAUUUUGUUAAUCCACAGUUUAAAUCAAGUUGUUAAUUAAUACACAGGAAAGAGAAGUGACCUUUAAAGGACCGUGCCUGUGAUUGGUUCUCAUGUAUUAGAUCUUAGAACGCGUCUGUGUUACCGUCCAGGCAGCCAUUGGUUCCCAUGUAUUUUACUACAGUAGGAGGUUCAAUGUAAAACAACGGUACCAGUUAAAACAGCUUCAUCCAGCUGCUUUUACUUUAUUUUCAUUAAAGUAGAAAAUAUAAAGGAUUGAGAACAGAUCCCUGAGGAACCCCAGAGUAGUUAUAGAGUCUGGGUGUGAAAGUCGGCAGCUGUUUGAUUAAAUAUAAAAUGUAUAAUCUAAUAUGUCAGCUGAUGUGUUUUCAGCUUAAUUUUGAGAAUAAUAAAGAGAUAAUGGAACAGAAUAUUUUAUUUCAUUAUCAGAAGAAAAAACAAAAGGUUGUUUCCUCUAAUUACUAAUAAUGUUUAUUUAUAAAACAAGAUCAUCUGCUCUACUGACACAAUCUACACAUUAACAUAUAAACUGAAAAUAUAAUGGAUCAAGAACAGAACCCUGAGGGACUCCUGGAGUCGGAUUACAGACUGUUGUCUGCCCCCAAGUGGCCAAAAAAACUGUCAUACAUUCAACAGUUAAAAACAGUUGAAACAUUUGAAUUAAAACCUUAAAAAUGAACAAAUACACAACAAUACAUUAACUUUAGUGUAAUUCGUGUAAUUCAUGGCGUGCCUUUGAACAUGUGAAAUAUUUUGGAUCUGUAGUAGAUGAGCAGGUAAAUACACAGGUGUAGUCCUUUAAACGUCGUUAGCAUUUAGCAUUAGCUCUGGUGUAGAUGAAGAGAUCCUGCUGGCAGGUUCAGGAGGAAACUGAUCUGAGAGCAGUGACUGUUCACCUUCAUCACCUGUUCAGGUGUCGUCAGUGACACUGUACAUAUGUAUCAUAUCUCUUUUGUAUUUAUGGGCCGAUCAACGACGUAGAGAGAAACGUGACUUUGUAUUUAUGGUAUGAUUCCUGUAUCUUCACCUAGUGACCCCCUCCCUCGACAAGCAGCUCCUCCAGUCGAGCUCGUGUCUAAUCAUUCUGAUUAUUCUGGUGAUGAAGUCUUUAUGUUGAAUAUUUAUGAUGAUGUCACUCAUCUUGUUUCUGUAGAGAUCAACUGAUUGACUGUAGUGAGUUAUUGUGGUUUCCUCUGCUGCCAGUGAGUCAGUCAAUAAAGUUAUCACAGUUACA